AUGGACGACGACAUCGAACUCGCGAACAAAACGGUCCAGCAGAAAUCGUCGAAAUCUUUCGUCCGCUUGGACAAGGAGAGCUCGGACGAGGACGAAGACGAGAGCGAGAGCGAGGACGAGGAGGAAGCUCUGAUGGACGUGUCGUCGUCUGAAUCGUCGGAUGAAGAAUCGUCGGAUGAUGAAGAGGAAGAAGAAGAGGAAGAAGAAGAGUUUUUGGAAGACUCGGAAGACGACGAGGCUGGUUUGUUACGAGCGAUGAAGGCGCAGAAGAAAAAAUUGGAAUACGCGCGACUGAGGAAUCGCGCGGAACAUUCCGACGAUUCAGACGAGGAAAAGGAUUCCGAGGAAGAAGACGACGUUGGCGUGAGAGGGAAGAGGAAGCAGGAUUUCUACGGCGACGAGGAGAUUGAUCACGAAGACGCGGAAGAGGAGGAGGAUAGGAAGGACGAGGAAGCCGCCGCGAGGGCGGCGCAGAAGCAAAGAGCGGGGAAGAUGCGGCUAGGAGAUUUCGGAUUGGAGGAUGAAGAAGACGAUUCCGAAGAGGAAGCGUCGUCGAGUUCUGAAGAAGAAGAAGAAGAAGAAGAUUCGGAGGAGAUGACUUUACAGCAGAAAGCGCAGAGAAGUAAGUUGGGCGCCAAGAAGACGCCGUUGGAGGAGGAGGAGGAAGAGGAAAAAGGAAAGCAGAAAAAGAAAAAGAGAUCAAAGACGAGCGAUGGAGGUAGUGGCGGCGUAGUCGUUGAAGCGUUGGACGACGACGAAAAGCGCGCUAAACGCGAGAAGUUAGAAAACGCAUCCGCGAACGCCGACGAGGCGGAGGAAGUGAGAGCGUUGGCGGAGGAGUUGCAAAAAACGCUCGCCGAAGUCGAAACCAACGUCGAACCGAUCGUGAAAUCCGCAAAAAGAGGCGAAUACUUAACCGAGGAAGGCAUCUCGUAUUUAGAUACCAAGUACAUGCUCCUCUUGAGUUAUUGCGUGAAUCUCACGUUUUAUUUGUUGAUGAAAUCGGAAGGAAAAUCGAUUAAAGAUCACCCGGUGGUGAUGAGAUUAGUCGAGAUUCGUUCGUACAUCGAAAAGCUUCGACCGAUCGAUAAGAAGUUGCACUAUCAGAAUCACGCGUGGCGAUGCGUUGUUUUUACGUCGACUUUUAUCGCAUUCAUCGAUCGAUUACACAAACAAACUAACGAACGAAUUCUAUUCUUUGUCUCGAACAAAACGCAGAUUGAAAAACUCCUCAAAGUCGUCAACGAAGACGGCGCCGCAGGCGGCGAUAACCUUCAGUUCAAACCGAAUCCGUCCGCUUUGGUCGGACGCGGUGAAGGCGCAGAAGGAGAAGACGAGGAAGGAGACGGCAAAUAUCGUCCGCCGAAGAUGUUACCGACGACCAUGGAACAAGACGAAGAUGGAAAGGAGAAAUCGAACAAGGAAAAAAGACGAGAGAAGGAACAAAGGCGACGCGCGCAAAGAUCUUCGCUCAUCAAGGAACUCGCGCACGAACUCGGCGAAGACCCGGAAGAAAUUCAAGACGGCGAAGCGAACGACCGCAACGCGUUUGUCAAGAGAGAACACGCACGCAUGGAAGCUCGCGCGAGAAUUGAGGAAGAUUUGUUUACGCGGGUUCCGUUGACGAAACAGGAACGCAAGCGACAAAAUGCAACGACGAGAAACAUCAGCUCUAUCGCGGCGAUUGGUGACUUUGGCGACGACGUUGCGGAUUUAGUAGAACGUGCGCAAGAGCUGGACGAAUUACCGUCCAACGAUAGGAAACGAAGAUUAGUAGAUGUCGUCCAAGAUGGCAACAGGUCCGUGCCAAUUGGCAUGAGAUCUGGGAGAAGAGACACGGGAGAGGAAGACGUGCCGUUACGCGACACGCUCGGGGUACGUUUGUUCUUGCUUGAUUUUAUCGCAUCGUUUUUCCUAACAAUUUCGGCAUCAUCAUAUCGAAGCUUCGAUAAGUCUUUCCCGUGGUUUAUCGUUGUCAAAUUUGAUGCUAAAAUAAUCACCGAAUGA
Bathycoccus prasinos is the source of this 2007-nucleotide messenger RNA. RefSeq lists its product with no specific name. Gene Ontology annotation, biological process: maturation of SSU-rRNA from tricistronic rRNA transcript (SSU-rRNA, 5.8S rRNA, LSU-rRNA). Gene Ontology annotation, cellular component: small-subunit processome; nucleolus. The record is from RefSeq and is a predicted model, not a curated record. Lineage: Eukaryota; Viridiplantae; Chlorophyta; Mamiellophyceae; Mamiellales; Bathycoccaceae. The transcript has 3 exons. The coding region runs from base 1 to 2007 and encodes 668 amino acids.